UUUAUUUAUUCUUUAUUUAUUGAUUGAUGUUUUGUCCUUCAUAUUCAUGUAACACGUUGUUGAAACACUACAUUACCCAUGAGCCGCGUGGAGGAACGUGUAUAAGUGUGUGUGUGUGUGUGUGUGUGUGUAUGUGUGUGUGUGUGUGUGUGUGAUGUAACGAGUAACGCGUGGUGAAGUACCACGAGCAUCGUGUGGAGCAGCUCGGUGCAGAAAUAGAAACAGAGGCCGGGACAGCGCCGCCCUCCGCAGCUCCACGUCACACAGCGACUCAGUCAGUCAGGAAAUUCAAACACACACACACUGAUCCGUCCACCUCACUGACACACACACACUCACACACACACAGCACAUCUCCGCUGCUGCUGCUGCUGCUGCUGCUGCAAGGUCACCGAGCCGGACACCCUGCGCUCCAUCAUCCAUCAUCCGUCCAGUCCACAGUGAACACUCUGUGUUGACGAGGGCCAGCGAUGCCGCCCCCUAGUGCCCCUGUCGUGCCCCCCCCAGACGGCGAGUGGGGAUGGGCUGUGGUGUUUGCCUCCUUCAUCUCCAUAGGCUUCUCGUACGCCUUUCCCAAGGCCAUCACAGUCUUCUUCAAAGACAUCCAGAUCAUCUUCGAUGCCUCCUACAGUCAGAUCGCAUGGAUCUCCUCCAUCAUGCUCGCGGUCAUGUAUGCUGCAGGUCCCAUCAGCAGCAUACUGGUCAACAAGUACGGCUGCAGGCCCAUCGUCAUGAUGGGGGGCUGCCUCGUUUCCACCGGCAUGAUUUUAGCGUCCUUCUGCAACAAUGUGAUGCAGCUUUACUUCUGCAUAGGAGUUAUCGGUGGUCUUGGACUAGCAUUCAACCUGCAGCCGGCGCUGACUAUGAUUGGCAAAUACUUUUCGAAGAAGCGGCCCAUCGCUAACGGGCUGGCGAUGGCCGGCAGUCCGGUGUUCCUCUGCACCUUGGCUCCUCUCAACCAGUACCUCUUCAACCAGUUCGGCUGGAGAGGCAGCUUUCUCAUCCUGGGCGGCCUGCUGUUGAACUGCUGUGUGGCCGGUGCCCUCAUGAGGCCUCUGGGGCCGCCACCCGGCAAGGUCAAGAAGGAAGAAGAGUUGGCCGCCAUCACCACUACGACAAAGGAGAAGUGCAGCGUUUGGCAAACAGUCAACAAGUACCUAGAUCUGACGCUCUUCAAACAUCGUGGCUUCCUCAUCUACCUGGUGGGCAAUGUCAUCAUGUUCCUGGGCUUCUUCGCACCUAUUGUCUUCCUUGCAGCCUACGCCAAGGACAUGGGUGUGGAUGAGUACUCCGCUGCCUUCCUGCUUUCCAUUCUGGCUUUUGUCGACAUGUUCGCCAGGCCGUCAAUGGGGCUACUGGCCAAUUCGCGUUGGGUUCGGCCAAGGAUCCAGUACUUCUUCAGCUUUGCUGUGCUGUACAAUGGGGUGUGCCACAUCCUCUGCCCUUUUGUUGAGAGCUACACCGGCCUGGUAGUGUACGCAGUGUUCUUCGGCUUUGCCUUUGGCAUGGUCAGCUCAGUGCUGUUUGAAACACUGAUGGACCUUGUCGGGGCUCCGAGGUUCUCCAGUGCUGUGGGACUCACCACCAUCGUGGAGUGCUGCCCCGUCCUUCUCGGUCCACCUCUAGCAGGGAAGCUGGUAGACGUCACAAAAAGCUACAAGUACAUGUACUUCUGCUGUGGAGCUGUGGUGAUUUUGGCUAGUAUUUGGCUCUUCAUUGGGAACUUCAUUAACUACAGGCUCUUGGACCGCGAGCGCAAACAGGCAGAAAUGUACAAACGGACUGAAACAGAAGAUCCAGACAAAGAUCAGGAUCUUAAGGAGGCUGGUGGGGAGGCCCAGGCGUCUGAGGAGCUGGUCAACAAAGAUGAGGAAUCUAUGCAGCGGGAAACCAACAUCUAGAUCCGUCGGCUCUCCCAACCACUCCCCUUCAGCUCCAGCGCAACCUUGCAACACUUUCACCUACGAUCAAACUGAGCUCCACAUCAAGAAUCACCUCUAGGUGUCCUUGGCAUUUCUCUAAGACUAACUUCCAAAGCAACCACUGUGUUGUAGGAAGCCUGGACUAGCGGCUGUUUGUCAAAGAGCUUCAGCUGUGACUUUAACAGAAAUAUUAACCAGGGACAAUCCUGUAGGAUACUGUACACAUGCGAAGAGGCUACAAGUCAGAAGAUGAUUGUGGAAAACAGUAUAGAAAUGACUGUAUUUCAUUAUUUUGGAUUGUCUGUAAAUACAAGACUGCAACUGAGGAACCAACUUCUCCACCACAGAUUACCCGGUUGCAGUUAUAGACAGAAUAUGAGAUUAUUGUUUUCUGGUGAAACUACGUCAGCUGAGAACAAACAGCAAUUCUGUGUUGAUGUUGGCAGAUAAUAAGAAAAAACAGUCAGUCAAUCAACUCUGCUGUCAAGUAUUAUCUGCUGCAAUGUGGUCAUACAGGAUUUUAGGUCAGUUGCAACAAGUGAAAAUAUCCCGAGCUGUAGCAACCAGCGUCAUUCCGUUUCUCCUCCUGUGUCUUCCGAUCACAUCUGAACACAUAGUAUCAACGUGUUGCCAAUGUUCCAACAUCACCAGCCCACUGAAUUCACAUGUUGAGUUAAGAUCUCUGCACAACCCUCUGGAGUCCUCCUAGAUGAAGAUCCAGGCUCUGAUUAUACCAACUUCACAGUCAGAUCAGAGGUGCUGAUUCCUCAUCGGAAAAUGAAGAGAUGUGACAAUUUCAGACAUUAAGCUAGCAAUAAUAAUGGAUGCAUUCUUUUUCCAACAUGCAACCUUUAAAAUACCUUUUCGAUAGUCUUUCCCACAGACUGUUCAAAGGACACUGACACUUUAGGCUAUUUUUCCUGAAGAUCAAAUCAAUAUGGAACAAAAGAGGAGCCGUGGCUUUCCUGGUUGCUCAGCUUUGAAGGAAGCAAAAACUCUCACUUUCUGAUUAACUCGGUGCGCUUGAUCCGUGAUACGUGUCAGCAAAAACCAGAAUGUAACAACCCUAAUUGCAUUCUUUCAUAUGGCAGUUGGGCGUCCUAAAACCUCACUUCCAUAAAUAAAGAGCAGAUGUGUUCACAGCUGGUGACGCUGGUCCACGCACAUUAUACUGCCCACCCGAGCACUGUUCUGUCGUGUUGUAAAACCUGCACCAAUGUCCCACUUUAAUACGUUCGAUCAAGUCAUGAAAGGCUCCUUGUAAGUUGUCUAAUGCUCAAUAUUGCACUCAUUUGCCGUAUGCUGCACUGAAAGAAAAAAAAUGACCAUACGACUCCCCAACCCUCUUCAUAAAACUGCUGCAACUCAAUACAUCUGAUCAUGGUUGAAUGUAAUUUCCUCUGUGGGCCUUAAUAAGGUAUUAAUGACCAAAAUCUCUCAACUCACUCAUAUUGAAAUGCAGACAUACAGGGAAACGUGCAGUUUAUCUCGUGGUCAGUUUAACAGUCCAAUCUAUGAUGCGUUGCCUUAAAUGUGAUGUAGUGUAAUUCCAGUUGUACAGUGUAUACGUGAUAGUAUUAUACAACGCUUAUUCUGCUGUUAGGAUCUCGAUGUUACCGGCUCCAUUCGUCCGCAUUGAAAUGUUAAAACGAGCUUUAAAACAUCUGAAGGAUUACCGCUGAUGAUACAAAUGAACGGAUGCUAAUCAAGUCUACCUGUAUCUGCAAUCUCACUGUGUACUCUCGACGUGUCCACCUAUCACGAAACAAUGUAACUGUCUGUUGUCAAUGUUGUUCAAUAUUCAAUCCAUUCCAUGUUUUAUUUUAUUUUGUAAAUGUCAACCUACACUGUGCUGUUGAUUGUUUUCUGUCUCGCCACCUGAAGCCCGGAGACGACCACAUGGCGUCCUGCCUCAGCCAAUUUUAAUAACAAAUGUGGUCGGUCAAAGCAAUCAUGAACAAAACAAACCUGUCAUUAUCUUCAGACUCAUGAAAAUGAAUGUCCAGCUGCGUAGCAGAGGCUCUAACAAUGUACCACCUUUACCCAGGGAUAAUGACCCUAACAUCCUCUACGGUUUAAUGGGGAUGAAGUCCGAGUGUAUUGGUGGGAAAGUGUUGAAAAAGAACGACUUCUUCUGAGAACAUUUUUUCUCAGCCAAGGAACCCUACAAGUGUGAAAAUAUUCCAGGGACCCCCCUCAUGCAUGUAUGACCCUCGAAAUGAUUUCACAGAGCCACAUUUUUUUUUAAUAAAAGGAAAAAUGUCAUGCAAUGAUAUUAGACGUGUUUUAAAAAGGUGUCUACCAUUUCAACACGCGAUACUGAUGAUUAUUUAAAUGGGUGAGUCUGUAAACUUCUCACGGACCCUGCCCCCCAUUUGAGAACUACUGCCGUAUGGAAAUGAGCCAGUCUGCCCCAGCAAACCUCAGACAACCCCAGCUUGUCUUAUGUUAGGUCCCUACAUAUUGAGAUUACCUCUUCGUCACUGACUCAAGUGACUGUAACUCAAACUCCCAAAAUGCACUUUGUUCACCCGCAUUUCAUGCCGAUUGUAGUUAUUAAAUAUAUUACAAUGUCUGUA
Molecule: messenger RNA, 4501 nt
Organism: Platichthys flesus (European flounder)
Lineage: Eukaryota; Metazoa; Chordata; Actinopteri; Pleuronectiformes; Pleuronectidae
Product: monocarboxylate transporter 2-like
Exons: 5
Coding region: 471-1901 (476 amino acids)
Biological process (GO): monocarboxylic acid transport; transmembrane transport
Cellular component (GO): membrane
Molecular function (GO): monocarboxylic acid transmembrane transporter activity
Source: RefSeq, a predicted model, not a curated record